CUCGAACCAUCAAGCUCUCCGACUACCUCUGACCUUCCUCCGCAGCCAUGGCUAUCCAGGCGUGGUUCAUGGACGAAUCCAGCGAAGACCAACGCCUCCCUCACCGCCGGAACCCCGACGAGCCCGUUUCAAUUGACUACUUGGCCGAAUUGGGAGUGUUGUACUGGAAAUUGAACCCUAAAAAGUACGAAGACGACGAGGAAUUGAACGAAAUUAGGCAAGCCAGGGGAUACAAUUACAUGGAUUUGCUUGAUUUGUGCCCGGAGAAAGUCGCCAAUUACGAGGAGAAGCUCAAGAACUUCUACACGGAGCACAUUCAUGGCGACGAGGAGAUUCGUUACUGCUUGGAAGGAAGUGGCUACUUUGAUGUUCGUGACAAGAAGGACAGGUGGAUUCGAAUUUGGAUCAAGCCUGGGGAUCUCAUCAUUUUGCCUGCUGGAAUCUACCACAGAUUCACACUUGACACCACCGAUUACAUCAAGUUGAUGAGACUGUUCAUUGGAGAGCCAGUUUGGACAGCAUACAACCGGCCCCAGGAAGAGCAUCCGGCAAGGCAGGGUUACGUCGAAAGCAUCAACUCUUAUGGAGUGGCACAACCAGCUCAUUGAUUGCCUGUAUCAGCAAAUUACAAAUGUGGUGGAAUGGGAAUUGUGACUUGUAUGUAUAUUGUGUAGGGCUAUAAGCAAUAAGAAGGAAGCUCGUUCUUCUGGGUUUUCCAUGAUCAGGCUCUGAAGUAGUUGUUCAUUAUCUAAAUGCUUUCAGUCACAAAAACUCCGCAGUUGUAAGCUCAAUGGGACUGGUAUCCCCGGCUCUAAUCGAGUGGCACAAAUAGCUCAUUGAUUGCAUGUAUUGGCAAACUACAAACGCAAUCGAAUCGGAAUGGAGAUUUGUAUGUAUAUUGUAUAAGGCUAUAAGCAAUAAGAAGGCUCGUUCUUCUGGUUUUACAUGAUCAGCGUCUGAAGUUUUACAUG
Molecule: messenger RNA, 971 nt
Organism: Linum trigynum
Lineage: Eukaryota; Viridiplantae; Streptophyta; Magnoliopsida; Malpighiales; Linaceae
Source: the annotation of a GenBank genome assembly